GGGAAAAACUCAGGUGUUCGAGUGGUUUGCUCGAUUAAAAGAUGGCGGCAUGUCGAUUGAUGACAAACCUCGCUCUGGACGUCUAUCAACUGCCCGAAUCGACGAAAAUGUUGAAAAAAUUCGAGAGCUUGUGCUGCAGACCGUCGACUGACAAUCGAUCAACUAUCCGUGAGGAGGUUGCUGCCAAGUUCCUCAAUCAAAAAGAACACCGAGUUGAAACAUGUCGUGCUUUGAAACAACAGCUUGAAUCUGAUCGAAAUUUUCUGUCAAAGAUCAUCACUGGCGAUGAGCCUUGGUGCUACGUUUAUGACCCAGAAACGAAGCAGCAGUCAAGUCAAUGGUACACGCCACGUCACCCCGUCCAAAAAAAUGUCGUCAAGAAAAAUCAAACAUCAAAACAAUGCUGAUUUGUUUUUUAGAUAUCAAAAGCCGUAGUCC
This is a messenger RNA of Acanthoscelides obtectus, 438 nucleotides long. The record is from the annotation of a GenBank genome assembly. Lineage: Eukaryota; Metazoa; Arthropoda; Insecta; Coleoptera; Chrysomelidae.